Phoenix dactylifera (date palm) is the source of this 1930-nucleotide messenger RNA. Its product is annotated as U1 small nuclear ribonucleoprotein 70 kDa-like. Gene Ontology annotation, molecular function: U1 snRNA binding; mRNA binding. Gene Ontology annotation, biological process: mRNA splicing, via spliceosome. The record is from RefSeq and is a predicted model, not a curated record. NCBI's taxonomy places the organism in Eukaryota, Viridiplantae, Streptophyta, Magnoliopsida, Arecales, Arecaceae. Gene Ontology annotation, cellular component: U1 snRNP; precatalytic spliceosome; U2-type prespliceosome.
AAAUCCGAUACCAAAUCCCUGAUCAUCGUCUCUCGCCUUCACUCUCUUUCGCGGAGUUCCAGGGCGGCGAGGAAGAGCGAAGAAGAGGAGGACGAAGAAGAUGGGGGAUUACAAUGAUGCCUUCAUGCGGAACAAUAACGCCGUCCAGGCCCGCACCAAGGCCCAGAACCGUGCCAACGUCCUCCAGCUCAAGAUCAUUGGUCAGAGUCAUCCAACUGGGCUUACUUCCAACCUUCUGAAGCUUUUCGAGCCCCGACCACCUUUGCAAUAUAAACCGCCUCCAGAGAGAAGGACAUGCCCUCCAUAUACAGGGAUGGCACAAUUUGUCAGUCAGUUUGCUGAACCAGGGGAUCCUGAAUAUGCUCCGCCAGUCCAGAAGGCUGAAACAUCAGCAGAAAAAAGAGCAAGGAUCCGCAAGCUUCGGCUUGAAAAGGGUGCUAUAAAGGCUGCUGAAGAGUUGCAGAAAUAUGAUCCAUCUAAAGAUCCAAAUGUGACCGGGGAUCCAUACAAGACACUGUUUGUCGCAAGGCUGAAUUACGAGACAACUGAACACAGGAUCAAAAGAGAGUUUGAAACUUAUGGGCCAAUCAAGCGGGUGCGGCUGAUUACUGACAAAGAGACAAAUAAACCUAGAGGAUAUGCUUUCAUAGAGUACAUGCAUACACGAGACAUGAAAACUGCAUACAAGCAAGCUGAUGGGAGGAAGCUGGAUAAUAGAAGAGUACUUGUGGAUGUUGAGCGUGGUAGAACUGUUCCAAAUUGGCGACCUCGAAGAUUGGGUGGUGGACUUGGAUCAACCAGGGUUGGAGGUGAAGAAGUUAAUCAAAAGCACUCUGGCAGGGAACAGCAGCAGAUUGCAUCAGGACAUUCAAGAUCCGAGGAGCCUAGGGUGCGAGAUGAUCAUCAUGUUGACCGAGACAGGGAGAAGUCCCGAGAAAGAACAAGAGAUAGGGAGCGAGAGCAGGAGAGGUCCCGUGAACGUUCCCAUGACAGGGUACGAGAUCGGGAUAGGGAUGAGAGGCACCACCACCAUAGAGAAAGAGACAGAAACAGAGACAAAGAUAGGGAAAGAGAUCGUGGGCGUGAUCAUGAUCGGGCUCGUGGCCGAGACAAGGAGAGGGACCGGGGUCGUGAACGUGAUCGUCCUCGUGAGAAGGAGCGGGAGCGGGAGAAAGAUUAUGAUCGUACGAGCCAUGAAAGAGACCGCAGCUAUUCUCAUGAGAGGGACAAUGAGUAUAAUCACUCCAAGCUUAAGCAUGGUUGGGACCUGUAUGGUGGAAGGGAGAGGGAUCCAGAGCAAGGUGAAAACAAUUAUGGACAAGACUGGUAUGAUGAUCCUGGUAAGCAUGGUAACGAGCAUAACUAUGAUCAAUAUCAGCAAUCACGACAUCAGAAGCAGUAUGAUCAUCUUCAGCCCCAUGGUCUUGCUGAGCCUGAGAAUACCCGGGAGCGCUCAAAGCGACACGAACCUGAAUAUUAUGAUAAGACAUAUGAUGAGGGGCAGCUUGACAGUUAUCCAAGACAAUAUGGACAUGUUGAUUCUGAGCCACGUGAGGAGGGGGAGGCCGUUGAUGACCAGGAUUUUGGAUAUCAUCAUUCAGAAAAAUCCAUCUCCCAGCAGUAUGAAAGCUGAUGUUGGAUGCUAGCGCUGCAUUUUCAGGUAUUGCUGCUGCUCAGGAACAUGGCAUUAUCAUAAAUUGCUUGUUGCUACUUAUGAAAUCUGCUAUCAGGGAAUAUAAAAGUACCAAGGGACAAAUCUUAUUUUAGUCUUUGCAGGUAUUGUAGUACCAGUUAUAUAACUUCAUUUGUUGCUCUUUGCCCAUUAGAUCUUGUUGAAGAACAAAGGCAUAAGUUUGAAUGUUUUCAUUGUUUAACCUGCUUGGGGAAGUGGUUUUAUCAUAAUGAUAUUUUUCUCUGGUAUUGUUCUUAC